Pseudogymnoascus verrucosus is the source of this 693-nucleotide messenger RNA. RefSeq lists its product as uncharacterized. NCBI's taxonomy places the organism in Eukaryota, Fungi, Ascomycota, Leotiomycetes, Thelebolales, Thelebolaceae. Gene Ontology annotation, molecular function: carbon-nitrogen ligase activity, with glutamine as amido-N-donor. The transcript has 2 exons. The record is from RefSeq and is a predicted model, not a curated record. Bases 1 to 546 code for a protein of 181 amino acids. Gene Ontology annotation, cellular component: mitochondrion.
AUGCUUUCCCGAACUGUAUUCAGAGCUGCGCGACCAUGCUGCCGUCUCUAUUCCAGCACGACGGGCACUGGAACCGCGCCCCCAUUGCUGCUUAAGAUCCGCAAGGAUCUCAAAACCGCCAUGCAAGACAAAGACAAGAACAAGCUCAACGUCCUCCGCGCGCUGCUCUCGCAAUCCCUCAACGCCUCCAAGACCAACUCGCCCAUCGUGACAGACAUGCAGAUGCUUGCUCUCGUGCGCAAGAACGCCGCGGCGAGCAAACAGGCCGCUGCCGAGUUCGUGGAGGCGGGGAGGCAGGAUUUGGCGGACAAGGAGACGGAGCAGGUGAGGGUUAUGGAGGAGUAUAUUGGGGAGGUUAAGACGGUGGGGGAGGAGGAGAUUAGGACGGUUGUUGGGGGGGUGGUGGAGGGGUUGAGGAAGGAGGCCGGGGAGAAGAAGGUGCAGAUGGGGGAGGUGUUGAAGAAGGUUUUUAGUAAGGAGGUGUUGGGGGAGAGGAAUGUGGAGAGGGCGGAUGUGGCGAGGAUUGUGAAGGAGUUGUUGGCGUAGGGGAUUGAUAGUCAGCGGGUUUUGGCUGGAGGGGUUGUACGAUGCAAUUGAGCACUGGGGGUGGCUGGGAACGGAAUAUUGUGAGUGCCAUUGAGGCAUUUAUUGUACAGUACAUUUAUAUACAUCUAAUGAGACGCUACUCCUAUC